AUGCAGGGAACAUGCUGCGGAUCGAUUCUCGUUGGGAACGACUUCGUCCAAGAUGAAGAGUUCUGGUUUGAAGACGGAAACAUCAUCUUGAUCGCUGGACGCACAAAGUUCAAGAUGUAUCAGGGCAUCCUCGCGAAGUGCUCUCCGGUGUUCAAAGCCAUGUUCACUCUGCCACAACCCGAAACGGACGACAGUGCAUGUCCUGAAGUUGAACUUUAUGAUCUCGCAGAGGACCUUCGCGAGUUCUUCCGCCUCAUCAUACCGAACGGAAUUGAAGAUGGAUCCAAAGACCCCAGCUAUGCGGCCAUCUCUGCCUGGGUUCUCAUCGGGCACAAGUACCGGAUCGAUUUCCUUCUGAACAAAGGGCUCAAAAUUCUCCGGAGCUGCUACUCGACCUCCUACUAUGUGUUCAUCGGCAAUCACGGACCCUUCUUUGACCCCGGCAGCUGCAUCAAUGUCGUCCAUCUCGCCCGCCUCACCGGCCACACUGGGAUGCUUCCCACCGCGCUCUACCACUGCGCAAUCCUGCCUCCUUCCUUGCUCGUCGGCGGUUUUCAAGCGCGCCCCGACCGCCCGGUCGAGCAGCUCUCCGAACGAGACCUCGCGCUCUGUAUCUCCGCACGCGACCUGUUCUCGCGGACGAACGCGAAGCGCGUCUUCAAGGCGCUGAUUGGCAAGGGUAUCAAGUCAUGCGGGCACGCCGAGUGCGUCGCAGCGCGGAAGAAGAUCGGAAAGCGGGCGGAGGAGCACCCGGACCUGGUGUAUGCGCCGACGGUGUUCAUGCCGUUCGAUCCGCCUUCGCCGUUCACCUACGAGAGCCCCACGGGUCUCCUCGGGAACGGGGUAUGCCACGAGUACGCUUGGGAACGGGACGAGGAUAUCACGGAGGACAUGUGGAAGAGGCUACCGGCGGUCCAGGACAAAGAGUUCUGGUUCGAAGACGGAAAUAUCGUCCUCAUCGCCGGAAAAACGAAGUUCAAGAUGUAUAAAGGCCUUUUGGCACAGCGAUCACCGGUGUUCGCCAACAUGUUCUCUUUCCCACAGCCCGCGGCUACGAACGUUAUCGGUGGUGAUGAAUGCCCCCGUGUCGAGCUCUACGACUCUCCUGAGGACCUUCGACAGCUCUUUCGCGCUCUCAUGUUCAACGGACAGAAAAUGGGUUUGAUCGGUGAUACGUUCACCUAUGCAGACAUAUCCGCGUUGAUCCUCACCGGACACAAGUACGAAAUCGACUUCCUCGUCAAGAUCGGCAUCGAAAAGCUUCGCUACUACUAUCCCACAAACUUCUACUUUUCCCUGAAGAUUCAAGACCCCCCUUUGCCGGAAGCGUGCAGUUGCAUCGCGGUCGUCAACAUCGCCCGCCUGACCGGAAACUCAUCCAUGCUCCCCUACGCCCUCUACCUCUGUGCAAAGUUGCCCGCGGACGACUUGGUUCGUGGUUUCAGCGCCCGUCCGGAUCGCCCACUUGAUCAGCUGUCCCCCACGGACCUGGCGCGCUGCAUCACCGCACGCACAAAACUCUCUAUGGAGAACAUGAAGCGGCUCCUUGCUUUGGUCCCUCGCAGUUCUUGCAAGGAGAUAGGAUGUCAAGGCUUUCGGGACCACGUGCGCCGACAGAUGGAUGAGGAGCCGGAGAGUGCGUUCUCACCUGCGGUGUUCGACCAUUGGCUGGAAUUCAUUCCCGACGACAAUAUGUGCGAGGAGUGCGCAGAUGAGGUAGAUUCAGGGGACAAAUAUUAUCGGGCUCAGCUAUGGGGGAGACUGCCCGAGCUGGUCGGCGUUCGGGAGGAGAUAUCAGAGUGGUACUGA
Epithele typhae is the source of this 1809-nucleotide messenger RNA. RefSeq lists its product as uncharacterized. The transcript is spliced from 4 exons. Gene Ontology annotation, molecular function: protein binding. NCBI's taxonomy places the organism in Eukaryota, Fungi, Basidiomycota, Agaricomycetes, Polyporales, Epitheliaceae. The coding region runs from base 1 to 1809 and encodes 602 amino acids. The record is from RefSeq and is a predicted model, not a curated record.